Messenger RNA from Fraxinus pennsylvanica, 738 nucleotides. The record is from the annotation of a GenBank genome assembly. NCBI's taxonomy places the organism in Eukaryota, Viridiplantae, Streptophyta, Magnoliopsida, Lamiales, Oleaceae.
AUGAGUGGCACAUAUGGUAAUUUUACGCCACGAGAAAAUUGGCAGCGUACAUGGGAUGAAUGGAACGUUUGGCAACCAUAUCUAAGAGACUCUCGACCAGCAUGGAGAUCUCUGUAUCGUCGAGCACCUGCACCAGAUCCACGGUGGUUGUUCGAGGACAGGCCUACAGGACGACCUUCUGGCUUAGCCAGUUCUUCAUCACCAGCGCCAACGCAUUCUCCUGAGCGAUUUCUAAUUGGAAAUGAUACAUCAAGAAAUACCUAUUCAACGUACAGACAGCCAGUACCUGAUUCUCCUCCAAGCUACUAUGAGCCACGAUACUCGCCACCCUCUGAGCUAGAGUCAAACUUUACAAAAGAAGAACAAGAAAAGGCCUUGAAUAAGCUGAGAAAAGUAAUGAUUAAUCCGCAUCUGAGUAAUAUAGUAAGGAGAAUGGGAAUGAAGUAUAAAACCGAUGGCAAAAACCAAUCCACCGGAAGUGGUAAUUUUCAGGACGAAGAUGGCAAAAGGUGCUCCAUUUGCUUGGAUGAUUUCGACUCUAAACAGUUUGUGAUGCUCACUCCGUGCAAUCAUAUGUUUCACGAGGAUUGCAUUGUGCCAUGGGUGAAGAGUCAAGGGAAGUGCCCGGUUUGUAGAUUUGUGAUUUCUGAACGAAAUGCAUCGUCAGAAAACAAUAGCAGGCGCGCUGCACUUGAACGGGAGUUGAUGUCAUUUAUAUGGGAAUUCAGAACUCUUUGA